CCCACAAUCCACCCGCGUCGAGACGCAUGCGCGGUACGCUACGCGGCCCUGAGGCGUUGGUGCUCGCUCGGUGUCGGUUCUAAAGAUGCGUCGCACCCCGGCAGCAUCAGUACCACCACCGCCGUGCUAAUAUUCGGAAAGCCGAGGAACCGGCGGCGCUGUUUUGUGGUUCGACGGGAGCCGUCGCCCCAGGACGCCGAGAUGGGAGACCAGAAGGAGUCUCUGCGUAAGAUCACCCACACGCUGGCCACCAAGAACGAUGAGAUCUCAAAUUUCGUCUGCAGCCUCAAACAGAGUCUGGAAAACCUGGAGGCCAACUCCACCCAAGUGCAGGAGGACUUGGAGUCCGAGUUCAACUCCCUCCACUCGGUUCUGGACGAGAUGAAGGAGAACAUGUUGACGCGCAUUAAACAGGAACGAGCCAGCCGCACAUACGAGCUGCAGAGUCAGCUGAGCGCCUGUACCAAAGCACUGGAGAGUUCGGAGGAGCUGCUGGAGUUGGCCAAUCACACGCUUUGCUCCUCCGGGAGGGACGGCUUCACGCAGGCGGCCAAAGACAUUAAGGAUAGUGUGACGAUGGCUCCAGCCUUCCGCCUCUCCCUGAAGGCCAAGGCCAGCGACAACAUGAGUCACUUGAUGGUAGACUUCAGCCAGGAGAAGGCCCUGCUGCAGGGUCUCAAGUUUCUUCCAGUCCCGGCCACGCCAGAGAUCCAGAUGUCUGAGUGCCAGGUGUGCGACAACACGGUGACUGUCGUCUGGACGCUAGCGGAGCCCGACAGUAAAAUAGACCACUACAUCCUGGAGCAUCGGCGUACCAACCACGAGGGUCCGCCACGCAUCAGAGAGGACUACCCCUGGAUGGUUGUGGAGGGCAUACGUGAGAUGGAGCACACGCUCACAGGUUUGCGGUUUGACACCCGGUUCAUGACGUUCAGGGUGAGGGCAUGUAACAAGGCCGUGGCAGGAGAUUUCUCUGAACCCGUUACACUUGAAACCCAUGCGUUCACGUUCAAAUUGGACUCGGCGUCGGCCCACCAGAACCUGAAGAUCGAGGACCUUAAUGUGGAGUGGGAUGGCAGCGGAGGAAAGAUCCAGGACAUUCGCAAAGAAAAGACCCGAACCAGCUCACCAAUGCAGUCUCCAGCCAGGUUGGCGCUGAUGUCACCAAAAAGAGCACCGACGGCCCGGCCCAAUAGGGAUCGCUUCACAGCAGAGUCCUACACAGUGCUCGCCGAUACGGCCAUCGACGCUGGCCAGCAGUACUGGGAGGUGCGCUUCGACAAGGAGAGCAAGGCCUUCGCCGUGGGCGUGGCCGUGCGCAGCCUGGGCCGCUUCGACCAGCUGGGGAAGAGCAGCGCCUCCUGGUGCAUCCAUCUGAACAACUGGCUCCAGCAGAGCCUCACCGCCAAGCACAACAACAAGGCCCGGACGCUGGACUGCCCCAUCCCGAGCAGUAUAGGAGUCCACUGUAACUACGACGAAGGCGUGCUCUCCUUCUUCAACGCCAAAACCAAGCAGCUGAUGCACACCUUCAGGACCAAGUUCCAGCAGCCGCUCAUCCCGGCGUUCAUGGUGUGGAACGGCUGCUUCUCUGUGGUGACGGGCCUCCAGGUCCCCAGCGUGGUGCAGAGCGGCCAGAGAAAGAACAGCGGCACCAGCAGCUCCAAUGCCAGCCUCACCUAGACCCCCAACCCCUCACACCUCCAGCCCACCAUCGGCCUCCCGUCCCACCAUCCUGCAUGACUGCAGUUGCUCUCCAUGAGCCCACCACGUUGUCAUGCUGCACACUCGCCGCGCGGGUGCUCUCUUGGCUGUUAUCGCGGGUCCAACUCCGUCCCACGACUUAGCGCUGGCCGCUGCCCUUCUUCUAAAAGCCCGCAUUCACUCUCUCUCUGUGCCUUUCUUCUCAUUUCCACAUUGUCGCUGUGAGAGAGGUAGCCCUCCCCAUUUCACGUUAAAGCAUUUGUCAGUGUCUCCUGUGUUAAUAACAUCUAGCUUAGUGUUACUUAUGCGCCAGUCUAUUUAAUCCAAAUUCAAAACCCACUCUUUGCUAAUGAAUAGAACGUAACACGAACUGAUAUCCUCCUUGUCACACAGUCAAUGAAGAAUCCUACUUUCAUUUUGAAUCGUACGUGACACAGCUUACGCGCUUUUCGGAGCUGUGCAGCUUGCCGCUUUACCAUCUUAACAAUAAUACUAAAGGUUUUAAAUGAUGUUUGAGCUGAGAUGGCUCGGGUAUCUUAUUCAAACGUUCUUUGAUAUUAAGUCAAAACCCCUUUUACACUGAUCCUGCAAAAUAUGACCCGGUAUUUAUCCGCCUUUGACUUUUAAACAAAAACAAACAAUUGUCCAGCUCCGUCGUCAACAAAAACAAAGUCACUGCUUCUCAUCAGUUGUGGGGUGUGGUAAGUAUCAGUAACAACAUUUUGCGAGUGGUACUCACUUGCAGGGCCCGUCAAACAGGUCGUAAUAAAACAUACUGGAUUCAUCUGUCAUUGACUUUUACACGGAAACCAGUGAUAUUCCUUGAACUGUCAACAACAGCAGUCAUCUUCUCAUCAUUUUGAUUUUUUUUUCUCCACCGUAGUAUCAGUCACUUCUUUUACACAAAGAGCUUGCAUAAUGGCUCUAUGGGGGCCGUCACAGAAGACCCAUACUUUUAUCCACCUUUGACUUCUACACUAAACCCAGUAACGUUGCAGCAACUGUGUCAACAACAAAGUCACUGUUCCUUGUUAAAAAAAAAUUUGGGGAAUAGUCAGUAACAUCAUCCUUUUUGUGGGUUACACUUUUACACUGAGGGCCUUCAAAAUGGCCGCAUCGGAGCCAUAGCCAAAAACCCGGCAUUUACACCCGCUUUGACUUUUACACGGAUUCCAGUGAUAUUGCCACACCUUUGUCAUCAACAACAUUCACAUCUCAUCAUUUUCUUUACUUGUAUCAUACAGUCACCACUUAAACACAAAGGGCCUGCAAUACCAUUUGUAACAAAACAUACUGCACUUAUUCACCUUUUGACUUUUACGCGGAACCCAGCGCAAGGGGAAUAUUGUAGCUUUCACACUGACCACGUUCGUAAAUCAUUUCCCAUUGGAAUGAAUGGAAAUGCCAUUAAUCUAUUUGAGACCCCCCCACCCCCCCAAAAAAAAUUUUUUUUAAUGUGUAUUUUAAUGAGGGAAUCUAUAUAUAUAUAUAUAUAUAUAUAUAUAUAUAUAAUCUAUAUAUAUAUAUAUAUAUA
Molecule: messenger RNA, 3238 nt
Organism: Phycodurus eques (leafy seadragon)
Lineage: Eukaryota; Metazoa; Chordata; Actinopteri; Syngnathiformes; Syngnathidae
Gene: fsd1
Product: fibronectin type III and SPRY domain containing 1
Exons: 13
Coding region: 202-1683 (493 amino acids)
Molecular function (GO): protein binding
Source: RefSeq, a predicted model, not a curated record